This is a messenger RNA of Priapulus caudatus, 2289 nucleotides long. Its product is annotated as proprotein convertase subtilisin/kexin type 7-like. The record is from RefSeq and is a predicted model, not a curated record. Gene Ontology annotation, molecular function: serine-type endopeptidase activity. The annotation marks the transcript as partial. Gene Ontology annotation, cellular component: trans-Golgi network; Golgi membrane. Gene Ontology annotation, biological process: protein processing. The transcript is spliced from 15 exons. NCBI's taxonomy places the organism in Eukaryota, Metazoa, Priapulida, Priapulimorpha, Priapulimorphida, Priapulidae.
UGACGUUUUAAAUAUGUCUGCGCCCAACAGUUUACUUGCCAGAACUGAGUAACCUAGUCAUAUAAUGCAUUAAUGGCAUUAAUGUAAAGGUAUUUUUCAAAGUUUAAGAAACUAUGAGUACAACGAAGGAGAAAAGGUCAGCGUUGAUAAAAUUGAGGGAUUGAAAGAUAAACAGCGGAUUGCAGAAGGAAACAUUGAUGCUGGCAUCGCUGAAAGUCUUACUGCUUUGUAGAUAAGUGGUCCGUUAAUGUCAAUUACUUGCUAUGAUUUGGCCACCUGUUGCCAUAUACAGUGCGUUCUCCAUGAUUGUCAUUGUACCACCAUGAAGCUGGGUCUACGCAGUGAUAUUUUAAUGACAUUUCAGGCAAUUAUUUUAAACGUUAUAACACUUCAUGUUUGCUUGGUGGAAGUGAAGUUAAUUUCUUAUGGUAGGGGUAAACACACAAGCGACCACAAUGCUAAAACAAAUCCAUUCAGAUGGGCAGUGCAUGUAGCAUUCAAAAGUGAUAAUGAAUGGAGAUAUACCACAAGCAAUUAUCAUGCUUCAAAUCUUGCCAAAGAGAUAGGACUUUCUAAUAUUGGACAAAUUGGUGAGCUGAAAAAUCAUUAUUUGUUUGAGUGGAGUCUUUCAACAAAAGUGCAUUCAAACUCUUCCGUGAUCAACCCUGUGAUAAAACAGUACAGGAUGUGCAUCCAAGCUCAGUUUGUGAAAAGGCCAGUGCUACAUAACUGUGAUAGGACAUUUAUGAGAAUUGUCAUAGAGUUUGAAAAGGCCUACCAUGAAAAUGCUCACAUCAUCUGGUUUGAGAGACAAGUUCCACACGUGAGACAGAAGAGGACCAUCACAUUUGAGGACCCAAUGUAUCCUUUCCAGUGGCAUUUGAAUAAUGAGAGGUUGCUUCACAUGGACAUCAAUGUAACUGGAGUCUGGGAGCUUGGAAUUACUGGAAGUGGAAUCACAGUUGCAGUGGUAGAUGAUGGUGUGGAGUGGACAAAUCCUGAUAUUAAAGAUAACUAUAACCAAGAAGCCAGCUGGGAUCUAAAUGAUGAUGAUGCUGAUGCUAUGCCUAAUUUAAUUUAUGAAAAGAACCAGCAUGGAACAAGGUGUGCUGGUGAAAUAGCUGCAGUGCCAAAUGGAUUUUGUGCCGUUGGAGUUGCAUAUGGUGCUAAAGUUUCAGGUAUCAAGGUCCUAGAUGGACCACUAACUGACAGUCUAGAAGCAGCAGCAUUUAAUAAAAAUAUGGAUUUGAAUGACAUAUAUAGUUGCAGUUGGGGUCCAGAAGACGAUGGGGUGACAGUCGAUGGGCCACACUACUUGGCUUCCAAAGCCCUUAUCCAUGGAAUUGAGAUGGGCCGUCGUGGUUAUGGGAGCAUCUUUGUAGUGGCAAGUGGAAAUGGAGGUGUUAAUACGGACAACUGCAACUAUGACGGCUAUGCAAACUCACCAUAUACUGUCACAAUAGGUGCGGUAGAUGAGCAUGGUAACAUGCCAUACUAUGCGGAAGAAUGUGCCUCCAUGCUGGCAGUAACGUUUAGCAGUGGGCAGGGCGACUCCAGACCAAUUGUAACAACUGAUUGGACUGCACAUGGAGCAACAGGCUGUACAGACCAUCACUCUGGAACUUCAGCUGCCGCACCUAUUGCUGCAGGCAUGAUUGCCCUCAUGUUACAAGCUAAUCCUUGUCUAACAUGGAGAGAUGUUCAGUAUUUGAUAAUCAUGACAGCCAAAAAGAUAGAUGUUGACCAUGCAGCCUGGUACACUAAUCAAGCAGGUCUUCAUCAUAGUCACAAACAUGGGUUUGGUGCAAUGGACGCAUGGAGACUAAUAAAUUCUGCAAAGGUGUGGAAGAAUGUACCUUGGAUGACAGUAUUUACUGGAGAUGUUCUAAAUGUAAAUGAGCCAAUCGCAAAGUCUCCUUCCAGGCUCAUAGUUAACUAUACAGUGACACCACAGACGCUAGAAGGAUAUGCAUUGCUUAUGCUUGAGCAUGUGCAGGUUAGAGUCACACUGUCACAUCCCAAAAGAGGUGAAUUAGAUGUACAGCUCAUUUGUCCAAGUGGAACAAUCUCUGUGAUAGGGCCACCUCGGUCCAAAGACGUAUCUGAUAAAGGUUUAUCUAGCUGGCCAUUUUCAACAGCACGUUGCUGGGGAGAAAAUCCAGCUGGGACAUGGAAGCUUGUUAUCGUAGAUAUCAAUGGAAAAGAGGUCACACUAGGAAAACUUGUAUCAUGGCAAGUCAUUUUAUAUGGGACACCUAUUACUGCGACACUAUUCCAGGAGAGGAUGAG